Messenger RNA from Cottoperca gobio, 2534 nucleotides. Its product is annotated as arf-GAP with dual PH domain-containing protein 1-like. Gene Ontology annotation, cellular component: plasma membrane; intracellular membrane-bounded organelle; cytoplasm. NCBI's taxonomy places the organism in Eukaryota, Metazoa, Chordata, Actinopteri, Perciformes, Bovichtidae. Gene Ontology annotation, biological process: positive regulation of GTPase activity. The transcript has 11 exons. The record is from RefSeq and is a predicted model, not a curated record. Gene Ontology annotation, molecular function: phosphatidylinositol-3,4,5-trisphosphate binding; phosphatidylinositol bisphosphate binding; GTPase activator activity. The coding region runs from base 274 to 1185 and encodes 303 amino acids.
CUGGAAAUGACGCUUGCGCAGACUGCGGCGCCCCCGGUAAGAAGAUAAAACCUCUGAAUUAGUUGUAAAAAUGUUCCGGACAGGGAAGUCAAACUGCGUCGCAUGUCUUGAAUUGCUGAGAUUUGACAACACGGUUGAGAUCCUGAUUGGGGCUCCUGCUCCUUGGGGGUGUUCAUCUGCCUGGCCUGCUCCGGGAUCCACCGCAACCUCCCCGACGUCAGCAAGGUCAAGUCCCUGAGCCUGUCGCACUGGGAGGACCACGAGGUGCAGUUCAUGUCUGAGAACGGCAACGAGCUGAUGAAGAUUAAAUAUGAGGCUGCUGUUCCGUUCUACUACUACAAACCAACCUACAAAGACUGCCAGACUUUGAAGGAGCAGUGGAUUAGAGCAAAGUACGAGAGGAAGGAGUUCUCUGAGCCUUGGAAGAACUUUACAUAUGAGGAAGGAAUUAAAGAUGGCUUGUUGAUGAAGAUGGGGCGGGACAACGGGCAGUUCCUCAGCAGGCGAUUCGUCCUCUCGGAGAGGGAGGGGACCCUGAAGUAUUUCACCAAAUAUGACGCUAAGGAGCCCAAAGCAGUAAUCAAAGUGGACACCAUCAACGCAACCUUCCAGCCUAAGAAGAUAGGAAACCCCAACGGCCUGCAGAUCACCUACCUCAAAGACUACAGCACCCGCAACAUCUUUGUCUACCAUGACAACUGCAAGGAGAUCGUAGACUGGUUUAAUACGAUCCGUGCAGUUCAGCUUCACUAUUUAAAGGUGGCCUUCCCUGGCUCUACUGAUGCUGAGCUGGUGCACAAACUUACUCGGAACUUUCUGAAGGAAGGACAGAUGGAAAAGACCGGCCCCAAGCACACAGAAGGCUUCAAGAAACGCUGGUUCACUCUCGACCAGAGGCGCCUCAUGUACUUCAAAGAUCCUCUGGACGCCUUUGCGAAAGGUGAAGUGUUCUUGGGAAACAAGAGCCACGGUUACAGCGCCUCCCCUGGCUUGCCUGCUGGCACCCACUGCAACGGCGCCUGGCAACACGGUAUCACCAUAGUAACACCUGAGCGCGGCUUCCUGUUUACCUGCGAGUCCGAGGCCGACCAGCAGGAUUGGCUGAAACACUUCAAUAAUGUCAUGAAUGCUGUGAUGUCCCCUCAGGAGUAUACAAUGGAAGCGUUGUUCAAGCACAAACAUUGAUGGACCAGAGGCCCGUGGGACCGUCUCCUCGCACCCAUCACCGAUCUGACACAGGACACGCAUCACUUCUGCCUCUGAGCAUGUAUCACUAUAUGUCCCAAUGCUGCUCUUUGGGGUUAGAAUACAAACAAGAGGACCAAGGCAAUAUUCUUUGGUAAAUUAAAAACAUUAUCUGACAAAAGAAAUAGUAAUACUGAACCGAAAAAGUUGGUUCCGAUCAGAUACCAAGUAAUUCAGGGCCAGAAUGUUAAUUUCCAGGCAAAUUUAAAGGCAAAUAUCAAAUACAAUAUUAUUUUAUUAUUGUAAAUGGAAUGUGCAAACAUGAGAAAACGUUUUUCUUUUUGAAUAAACAAAAUGCAAACGUUUAUUUGUCGAGAACAAUGAAUAUUUCAAACUUCUUUUAGUGCAAAUAACUAAACAAAAGCACAAACUGCCCCUGACCAUCGUUCACAGCUGGGACACGAUGCUCCUCUUUCGUUCAGCCAUCAUGUGCUGGUAGGAGUAACUGGUCAGGGUGUGCGCUGCGGCAAAGAGAGGAGUCAGGCACUAUUUUCUUGCCCAUUCUUACUAAUUCUAGGAAUGUAAAACUAUUUCUGUGCCAGUGGAUUUAUUUUUAAUAUAGUAAAAUAUUGUCUUUGGAUUUUCUAGGUUUAUUAAAUAUUCAAAGUAAGAUUAAAGAAAAGGGCAUUGAAGGUGAGAAGUGCCUUGGUCCUCUUGUAUUAAGUGUUGUGAUUAUUGGGUAAUACUAAUAAGAUACAGGGAGGGAAAGUUUCAUCUGUGGAGGAUUCACACUUCCUUUUGAUAAAAUCCUUUUUAUAAAAAUACAAUUGUAGUCGUUGGUUGUUUUAUGUAAACGUUGUAACUACUGUCAUGACUUUGAGCAUUUAUAUUCAGCAAAAGUAUUGCAGUCCAGUUGAUGGGCUGCUUAUUGUGCUGGUUCAGUAUCUUUGGACACACUACCUGUACAGUUUGCAUCACGAAUUAAACAUUUAUGAUUGUGUAUUUUAUUUUAAGUCUACUGUUGAUUUUGAGACAUGCGAGUGUGUCUGUUUGUAAAGGCAGUGUGAGCCAUUACAUGGUGUCACAGCGCCUCCCUGUGGCAGACGGUUCAUAUAAGUCUUUGUUCAAACAAUCAACAAUUCCAGUUAAAGGUUCUUUCUUUCUUCUUUUUUUAAAUUGAUAUGUUUUAUUGUCAUUUUAUGUUUUCCUUUCCUGUUCUUUGGUUAAAGAGGUACUCUCAUUACGUAUUGACUUGGUGUCUUUUUUUUCUUCUUUAAAGGCAUUUCUAUGCUUGAGCAUGGCUGACUGACAUACCACUUCUAAAUAUGGAUGAUCUCAAAUAAAAAAUA